AUGGCGCUCAAAUUACAUCUGAAAAGAUUCACCGGCCUCAAGGAAAGAACGGUAUGGCAAGCGCGCGCUACAUUCAGAGGUAUGUCAUACCGGACGAAGUCUUGCGCGUUGGCUGCAGGCCAGGACGAAGCACGACUGGACGAGGUCUUCGAAUGGCCAAUCGGGAGACCUAUAGACCCUCAUGAGACACUUGACAUUCACCUCAUCAACAAGAGCAAAUACAACAUCGCGGGUGUCAACAGGAGCGUGGCCGGCACGUACCGCAUGGUGCUGCAAGAGUUGCUCACCCAGAAACAUCUCGUUAUCUGCGACGAUGUUCUCAUUGACCUCAACAAUCAGCCAACCUCUACAGGAGUCACCAUGGAACUACACUACGUCGUCCCCAAUGACUCUCUCUAUCAGGUCGAACAAUCUCUCAGCGAAUUGGAAAGGCAGUAUGCCGCCGCAAUCCAAAGUGCCCAAGCUUCAGGUCAAAGCAGCGACACGGAUACGGACGCGACUGGAGAGCGGCACACCUUGUUGAAAACUCGGAAACGAUCGAUGUCGAGCGCUGUGCGAAAUAUCGCCAAUAUCAUGAAACUAAAGCACAAAAGAAGAAGUUCACCCGGAGUCAGCGAUGACGAGGCGGAUGACUGCAGUGUAGCUAUAACGGUCGGUCCCACUAUCACUGGCGCACAGUACGGCUCGACCCACAGUAUUUUGCGGCAUAUGAGUGAUAACACGCUGGACAUGUUGGCCGCAGGGUCCCGUCUGGGCGCGGGUCCCGAGGACGCCCACGCGAUCACGAGUCCCGUCCUUGUCAAAAAAAUACGACCUACGGGUCUGGGCGACAGUCUCAAGGCUCAAGACUUUCAGAUAUGUGUUACAAUCAUCGAGGCCAGACAUCUCGCGGGAUUGAACAUGGACCCUGUCGUAUGUGUCCAAGUAGGAGAGCAGAGAAAAUACACUUCAGUCAAGGAGUCGACAAACUGUCCUUACUACAACGAGUACUUUGUUUUUGACUUCCACUGCGCCGAAGCUGUUCUCUUUGACAAAAUGGUUACAAUUACGGCUCUCCAUUCACGCAACUUGAUACGCUCGGGCAAAGUAAUUGGUACUUUCAAACUCGACGUCGCGACGAUAUUCCGACAGCCAGACCAUCAGUUCUGGCACAAGUGGGCGGUUCUGACCGAUCCCGACGAUAUGAGUGGAGGACCGAAAGGCUAUGUUAAAUGCGACAUUUCCGUUAUCGGCAAAGGAGAAGCCUCCAAGCCGCCUUCUACAAGUAGAUCUACUUCAGCCAAUCACGAACAAGACGACGACAUCGAAGGGAAUCUCCUGCUGCCAGAGGGAAUGCCCACAGAGAGACAACACGCGCGCUACAUCGUCUCAAUCCAUGAAGCAGAUGGACUCCCGAGAGCGAACGGAGGGAACUUGGUAGCUUCAGUGAAGAAGGUCUUAGCUCAAGAUAGUCAACGCCAGUUGAUCGACCCAUUCGUACAGGUCUCUUUCGCGGGUCUCACGGGCAAGACAUCGGUCAAGAAGAGUUGCUGCUCACCCGUAUGGAACGAGCAGAUUGUAUUCACGGAGAUGUUCCCCCCGCUCUGCCAGAGGAUUAAGCUGCAACUACGCGACAACGGGCCGGUCAAGGACUCGGUGAUCGCCACUCAUUUCAUCGACAUCUCAAAGAUUUCAAACGACGGAGACAAAGGCUUCCUGCCGACGUUCGGCCCUUGUUACAUUUAUCUAUAUGGAUCGGCACGAAGUAGCGACUCGGUGUUCCAAAGGGGCAGCGCUCACGCGCCUCUCAACGACGGCUUAGCGGAAGGAGUGAUGUAUAGAGGUCGUCUGCUGGUUUCCGUCCGAACUCAAGUUCUACCCGAAAUGGCAGUUAUGCAGCUUCCGCCUUCAGUUCAUGUUGAAGGUGCGCCGCCAAUCACGGAGGACAACCCAACGAAAAACGAGGAUUUCUUCCUGUCGGCCGUCAUCAUGGAGGGUCACAUGAUCGACAAACGCUUCGCCGACAAACCGGUUCAGUUCGAGCUGAGCAUCGGGAACGCGGGCAACACGCUCGACGGCGAGCACGGAGUGGACUCGAGCGAAUGGAAAUCCACGACGCCAUCGAUGAAGCCCACGAGCGGACCCGAGCCCGGCGACCAUCUGCACAUGGGCUUCGGGCACUGUAAGCCGGUUAUUUGGGUCCGGAGCAGCUGGCCGGAUUACAGACGCAGAUUAUACCUGUCAAAUAUGCUGCAUAGGUGAGUCGUAGGGCACCUAGCCAACAGAAUAUUCCCUCACCAGUUCUAGAGGAUCCUCGAGCGGCUCGAGUUCGGCGUGAGCGAUGUUUUGGAAAUGGUGAGGUUGGAACGAGGUGAUGCAGAUCGACGUCUCCGAGGAGUGCUCGAGCAGUUGGCAAGCGAUUGUGCGGCUUAUCUCCAGCAUUACAAGCAAGAACAUCCGUCGAAAAGCAGCACCAGAAAAAAAAUAUUCCAGAGAAGUAAGCUCGACCGUGAACGGGAACGGCAUUGCCAGCGUGAGGUCGAUCACAUGGGAACCAUGGCCCGUGCGAUGAAACCGCUCUUGAACCGGCACUCGUUCAAGGAGAAACUUCAGGCAACCCAGAUGUUCAUUCGGAAACUUAAAGAUAUCUGCGAGGAUGCGCAACAUUCGCUACCAGACGUUUUUGUCUGGAUGCUGGUCCAAGGUCGUCGAGUGGCCUACCAUAGGAUCCCGGCCCGGUUGAUUAUUUACUCAGUCCACGACGAGCAACGCGGAAGCCUCUGCGAACGGAGACAGACCUUCCUACUCAAGCCUGGCGGCGGUAACAAAAAACAGACGCCGAGCUCCGCGUGGAACGUCGAGGCUAACAUCGAGUUGUACAUCUGGCUAGGCCUUUGGUCAGAGAGGGACCAGUCGCUCCGCGGAGUGCCUGAGGGUUAUUCGAAUACGGGCGUCCCUUUCGAGAAGCUGCAAUACACGGAACGUUCGAAGUUCAUCUUGAGAGCUCAUAUGUAUCAAGCGAGAUCACUCAUUGCGUCCGACUCGUCGGGUCUUUCCGAUCCUUUCGCUCAGUUGCAUUUCUGCGGACAUAGCUCGUGCACCCAGGUCAUCGAACAAACGCUGAGCCCAACGUGGGACGAGAUGGUGCUUCUUCAGAAAAUCGAGCUUUGUGGGGAUUUGACCCAGCUUUCCGAAGACCCACCGUUGGUGGUCGUGAACGUGUUCGAUCAAGACAACGUGGGGAAAUGCGACUUCCUUGGACGCGCUAUGGUGAAGCCCCAUGUGAAGCUGGGGUUCACGGAGACUGAGUACAAGAUCCCCCAACUCGAGUGGCACGACCUUUAUCGAUCGCCGAACGAAAACGCGGGUCAACUCCUAGCGGUUUUCGAGCUCAUCGAGUGCAACUCGAUCACAGGCGACUCGGCGGGCCGCGUGGAAUCGGUUGAGCCGAUCUGGCGAAACGAGCGAGGCCCCGUGCUGCCGAUUCCGAAAAGUAUUCGCCCGACCCUCUCUCGGUACAAAAUCGAAUUUCUAUUCUGGGGCCUCCGAGACCUGCGUCGCGUCAAUCUUCUCAAAGUUGACCGCCCCAGGGUGGACAUCGAGUGCGGCGGCCACACCAUCCAGUCUUCGAUAAUCAACAAUUAUGCAAAGAACCCCAACUUCAGCAUGCCGAUUAAAACCAUCGACAUCGAUCUCCCCGAUCAGGAGAUGUACUGCCCGCCUGUCACCAUACGAGUUGUCGACUGCCGUAGUUUCGGCCGAUUUACGCUCGUCGGAACUCACGUCAUAAGCUCUAUCCACCGGUUUCUGACGGCGCAGGAAGCCUUUGAAAGCCAGAAGCGGGUCUUGGCUUUGAAGGCACAUCAAGUUCCCACCGAAACCCUCAUCGACGUCGAGGGUGGCACGGCAACCGCAGCGAACGGGGGCCCGAACGCCAAUUCCCAAAUCACUGUGAUACAUCUGAAUCCUUCGAAGGAUGCCAAGUUAUCAGACGGAAACCUGGCCAGCAACGAAGGUUCUGACCCUAGUUAUCAAAACGCCCUCACUAACACUGAAAAAGAACCUUGCAAGGGUAAGAAGAAACAGGCCAAGAAAAGGAAAGAGCGAGGGAGCAUGACGAGGAACGACGAUUUAUCCGAGGAUUCAAAAGAUUGGUGGAGCCGAUACUUCGCCUCGAUUCAGUCGCAGCACAAAAGCAAAGGAAAUCCAGACGACGGCUUUCACUCAGAUAGGCUCCGGAGUCUGUUUGAUCAGUACUCAAUGAUCAAGGUUUACACAUCGGAAUUAGAGUCCGUCCUGGAGUACAACGGCUUCAAGGAAUGGCUCGAGAGUUUCCAAUUACUGAGAGGGAAACGAACAGGUGACGAGAAUGACGAUGAGAGGAGAAUCGUCGGCAUUUUCAAGGGCUCUCUAAGGGUCCACAGAUAUCCGCUCUCCGGCGAUUGGGAGCCCCUCUCGAGAUCGGUGCCCAGUAAUGACCCGAUAAAAGUGCUCGUCCGAGUUUACAUCGUUCGAGCGACCGAUCUCCAUCCCGCCGAUCUGAACGGCAAAGCAGAUCCGUAUCUUGUGAUCAGACUCGGCCAGAACAAACUUAGCGACAAAGACAACUACGUGUCCAAACAACUCAAUCCAGUCUUCGGGAAAUGCUUCCAGUUCGAAGCAAUAUUCCCACACGACUCGCUGCUCCACAUUCAGGUUUUCGAUUGGGACUUAUUGGGACGUGAUGAUCUCAUUGGUGAAACCAAAAUUGAUCUCGAGAACCGUUUCUAUUCGAAGCAUAGAGCGACGUGUGGGCUUCCUCUGAAGUAUGACACUGAAUCCGGCCAAAAUCAAUGGAGGGACCCGCUGAAACCAUCCCAGAUUCUUCAGAAAAUCUGCAAGGAACAGAAAGUUGAUGGGCCCCAUUGUCUUCCACCCGGUAACAGGGUUCGCGUCGGUCCGCGAACGUUCGUUUUUAAGACCGACGAUCAAGAAUUUGAUGGGAUACAUCACAGCAAAACUUCCAAGAAACAACGACAGGAAAACUAUGAGCACAUGUCUCUUGCCAUUCUCCAUCGAUGGUCUGAAGUUCUCGAAGGAAACGCUCUAGUGACUGAGCACGUGGAAACGCGACCACUUUUCCAUCCCGAGAAAGCGGCUGGAAUCGAACAGGGAAAACUUGAUAUGUGGGUUGAUAUGUUCCCGAUGGAUACCGGACAGCCGCUUCCCGGGCCGCCCGUCGACAUUUCUCCGAGGAAACCGAAAAGCUUCGAGUUGCGGGUCAUCAUAUGGAACACGGACGAAGUCGUCUUAGAGGACGACGCCUUUUUCACGGGCGAGAAAAUGUCUGAUAUCUACGUGAAAGCAUGGCUCAAAGGGCCGGAAGAUACUCAGAGCACAGAUAUCCACUAUCGCUCGCUCACUGGCGAAGGGAACUUCAACUGGCGUUUUGUGUUCCCUUUCGAGUAUUUGCCUGCGGAGGAGAAGAUUGUCAUAUCCAGAAAGGAAUCGCUUUUUUCUUGGGACGAAACAGAGUCUAAAAUUCCUGCGAGACUGCAGCUACAAGUUUGGGAUGCGGAUCAUUUCUCUGCCGAUGAUUUUCUUGGUGCUCUCACCCUCGAUUUAAACAGGUUUCCUCGUGGUGCUAAGACGGCCGCACAAUGCAGCCUGGAUAUAUUGAGGCCUGACGCGCCCCAUGUGAGCAUUUUUAAGCAGCGCCGCAUAAAAGGCUGGUGGCCUUUCUUCGUCAAACGUUCGGAUGAUCAGCAGAUGGAACUCACAGGGAAAGUCGAAGCUGAACUCCACUUACUGACUGGCGAAGAAUCUGAGCGGAAUCCAGCUGGCCUCGGCCGCUCGGAACCGGACCCACUCGAAAAACCCAAUCGGCCGGAUGCAUCGUUUGUAUGGUUUCUGAACCCUCUGAAAUCCGUGAAGUACAUCGUUUGGCAUCGAUACAAAUGGUUCAUUCUUAAAGCCAUCCUCAUAUUCCUUCUCGGGCUGAUGUUGGCCUUGUUCGUGUACUCUAUACCCGGAUAUACUGUCAAGAAAAUGCUGGGUGCUUGA
Galendromus occidentalis (western predatory mite) is the source of this 6021-nucleotide messenger RNA. RefSeq names its product ferlin family C2 domain-containing myoferlin misfire (gene mfr). Gene Ontology annotation, cellular component: membrane. The record is from RefSeq and is a predicted model, not a curated record. The transcript has 33 exons. Lineage: Eukaryota; Metazoa; Arthropoda; Arachnida; Mesostigmata; Phytoseiidae. Gene Ontology annotation, biological process: plasma membrane organization.